UUAUUAAUAAAUAAAAAUAAAAAUAUUACAUGUAAAUUAAAAAAAACAAAAAAAAGUAUGUAAUAUUAAGCAAAAAGAGAAAUUCUAAGCAAAACUAAUAGUUUCCGAAAACUACGCCGUUUUAGUUUUACAUAAAACUAUGUAAAACUAGAUAGUUUUGGUAUAUACCAAACUAAAAGAAAAUAAGACAAAUUAAACCCUAAUUCUAAGCCUCCACCCUCUCAACUCAAGCCUCCAUCCUUUCAACUCAAGCCUCCACGCCGUCACAUUCGCCGUCGCCGUCGCCCUUGAUGUAGUCGUCAGCUGCAGUGGUCGUCGCCCUAGCUGCAAUCGCCUCCACCUUUGCUGCCGUCGUUGUCGCCAUUGCUGCAGUAGACAAAGAUUCAUAGAAAAAUGAAGAAAGGAAUCCACCCUCAGAUGCAGUGGAUAUCCUAUGUGACCCAGAGUGGGAGAUUGAUGCACAUUAUGAUGACUAAAAUUCACCAUGUUGGUAAAGUCUACCACUUCAGGGCAAGACGACAAUUGGCUGAGAGUUUAGGACAAGUUGCCAAGUUUAAGCGUCGCUAUGGCCAGGAAGAUGCUGAAGACACUGCAAAAUGACCCUUUCUAUUAUUUUUUCUUCUUUUUGUAAGAGGCUAGAAGGAGCUUGGUAUUGGUGCUCAGUGAGUGCUCUGCUGCACAAUAAAUUUCUUAUAUAUGGGAGGAUAUUUAUUAGGUCAGUUUGCUGUCAUAUCACUUCCCAAUAACAAUCAUUGCAAGCAGCUUUGCCAAAUUUAGUAGUUCAUUUGGGUGCUAUGAAAAUGGAAACAUUAAGGUGAAACUCUCUGUAUUGUGGAUUUAUAGCUUACCUGUGGCUGUGAUGAAUAUGUAGCAGUUAUGGAUUUCUCGUUCAAUGAGUUUAAUAUCUGUUUCUUUCAGAAAUAUCUUGUCUGUUUAUGAUUACUUUUAGUUGGAGUUUUGAUUAUGUAUAACUUUUUUUGUAUAAUUUGAUGCAUGGCUUUGUAAUUGUCCUGCUUCUAUUUGUUAUGGUCAUGAUGUAAUGUAUGAAUUAAUAACUGAUAUUGGUUUUAUUGUUGAUCAAGUGGUCAGAUUAUUUGCCAAUUAAGGUUGGGGAUGGGGACAUAGAAAUGUUAAAACUGUUUGUUGCGUCCUUUGCAUCAAAAAAUAUUUUUCAUUUUCUUUUGCUUAGUUGAUUACUACAGUAGCCAUGGAAUUCUUGGAACCCUUUCAAAAAUUGUUGGAGUUUCAUUUGAUGGGGCUUAGGCAGCCAUUGCUUUUCAUGUGUGUUUCUGCUGUGAUUAGUUAAUGAUAUAAAACCUAACAGAUGAAGCAAGAUAGAAUGGUGGUUCACAAUCUUAAUUGGUGGCUCAUACAAAGUUGGUAAUGGUUUGGGGAAAAAAAAGGGAGUUCCAUGGAAUGUUAUAUACACCUCAUGUCCACCAUGUGGGCCAUAACCUCAAGAAAACUGCCCUACCACCACUCUUUUUAAACAAAAACAACAGCCAUUGUUUCUUGAAAUAGCACAAGUUCAAGAACAGUUCGAUCACACCAAUUAGCAUCUGUAACUACUAUCAUGGAUUUGUAAAAGCAAAAGACUACCUUCAAUACACAAAGCAAAAAGAAAAAGAAUAAGCCAAUCCUCUCCCCAAUCACGUACUUGGUGAUUACUGCCUCCUAUAACACGUGUCUUCAUCUGUAACCUAUGUAAGAAAAACAUGAAUUCCCCAAAAUAUUCAAGCUUCUCUUUUUGGGAAGAAGAUAAUUGAGUUUUUAUGUAUAAAUGUAUAUCUCGUUUUCUGUCUUAUUCUUUAUGUAGCUAAAAAUAAUGCAGCUAGGCAAUGCUUUUAUUGCCAUCUUGCUUAUAUUGAUACUCUUUUGUAUAUCAAUAGAUUUUUCAGUAGCAUCAGCAGGAUUGAAACAGAAUUUCACUAUUGUCAUAUCACAGUCACCGUGGCUCAAGAACGUGACGGAAAACCUCCCGCAUCCUUACCCAUACCCACCGCGACUGUUGCCUGGGUGCAGGAGAACACCAUGGAUAUGUAGAGAGGGAAUGCAUCUACCUAGAGCUCGAAUGCAUUGCUGCAGAAACAAAUGUGUUGAUGUGUCUUCUGAUAUAAAUAAUUGUGGUGUCUGUGGAAUUAGAUGCCCCUUUACUUGGCAAUGUUGUCACGGUUUUUGCAUUAAUACCAAUGUCAGUCCUUUCAACUGUGGCAGUUGCGGUAACAAAUGCCCCUGGGGUGUCCUAUGCGUUUAUGGGAUGUGCGGAUAUGCUGAACCAUGGCCACCAUGGCCUCAUCCCCAUCCCCAUCCCCAUCCCCACCCCCACCCUCACCCUCACCCUCACCCUCACCCUCACCCUCAUCCUCAUCCUCAUCCUCAUCCUCACCCUCCUCCUAAACCGCCAAAACCAUGGCCGCACCGCCCUCCUCAAUCUCCUCCUAAACCAAUAAAACCAUGGCCACACCACCCUCCUAAAGCUGACCAUGAGCCAUCUCAAAGUGCAAUGGGUCCGAGUUAUUGAUCAUGUUGAAGUUGGGGACUUAUAUACCUAUCUGAGCUAAUCCCUAUUCUUUGAGUAAAAUCUUGAGCUCUCCUAUGUUGGAAUUUCUAGUAUAUUUAUGUAGGUGCCUCUUUCUUGUUUUAUGUUUAGGGGCACUAAAACCAACAAUGUAAUAUGGUCAGUGGUUGGUCGGUGGCAGUUGUUUGAAGGUAGCAUGUUUUCUAAGAGAGUCUCGUAAUCUCUGUUAUAAAUUUACAAUAAAAACAACUGGUGGUGUUUUGCA
Ricinus communis (castor bean) is the source of this 2783-nucleotide messenger RNA. RefSeq names its product stigma-specific STIG1-like protein 4. NCBI's taxonomy places the organism in Eukaryota, Viridiplantae, Streptophyta, Magnoliopsida, Malpighiales, Euphorbiaceae. The record is from RefSeq and is a predicted model, not a curated record. The transcript has 2 exons. Bases 1826 to 2521 code for a protein of 231 amino acids.